Messenger RNA from Rhododendron vialii, 1402 nucleotides. Its product is annotated as universal stress protein PHOS32-like. The coding region runs from base 138 to 812 and encodes 224 amino acids. The transcript has 2 exons. The record is from RefSeq and is a predicted model, not a curated record. NCBI's taxonomy places the organism in Eukaryota, Viridiplantae, Streptophyta, Magnoliopsida, Ericales, Ericaceae.
AUUUCUUUUCCUUCUUUACGUUUCGUUCCUCAGGCACGGAGAGAGAGAGAGAGAGUGCGAGCAAAGCAAAGAAAAUCAGUCAACUUACGCUCACUGGACGAUCGGACCGUGACCGAAUCUUUAACCCUAAUUUUCCCAUGGAACCCGACCUGCCGCCGCUCGCCUCCAUAAAAGUCAAGUCCUCCUCCCCGCGCUUCCCUCCCUCCACCGCCAACCCCCCAUCCGACACCCCCACCGCCAACGCCCAGCGCCGGAUCGGCAUCGCCGUCGACCUCUCCGACGAGUCCGCCUUCGCCGUCAAGUGGGCCGUCCACCACUACCUCCGCCCCGGCGACGCCGUCAUCCUGCUCCACGUCCGCCCCACCUCCGUCCUCUACGGCGCCGACUGGGGCGCCGCCGACCUCUCCAUCACCGACCAGGAGUCGCAACAGAAACUCGAGGACGAGUUCGACACCUUCACCGUCACCAAAUCCGCCGAUCUGGCCCAGCCCUUGGUGGACGAGCACAUACCGUAUAAGAUCCAUAUCGUGAAGGACCAUGACAUGAAGGAGAGGCUGUGCUUGGAGGUGGAGAGGCUGGGACUGAGCGCGGUGAUCAUGGGGAGCCGAGGGUUUGGAGCUAGGAAGAGAGGGAGUAAUGGGAGGCUUGGGAGUGUGAGUGAUUACUGUGUGAGGCAUUGUGUGUGUCCCGUCGUGGUGGUUAGGUUUCCUGAUGAAGAGAAGGAUGGGGGUGGGGUCGAGACCGUGGCGGAGGUCAGGGAGGAGGAGGAGAUGGAGUAUCAUGAUGCCGCUGACGGCCGGAAAGAUACCUAGCUGGAACUGGACUUGUUGCCGGUGCUGCUGGAUUUCCACAUCUGCAGGUAUGGUAUGAUACCUUUUUUCCUGGUGUUCACCCGUUUUGAGGUCACUAAAAUUUCUUCGUCUUGGGGAAACACUAUCGUGGUUGGCAUCAUGUUGUAGCUUCUUCUUUUUUUCCAACCUUUCCUGUCCAGUCCAUGGCGCUGUUACUUCUGAUAACAAUGAAUACCUGACAUUUGCUUUUGCUUUUUCUUCUGAUGCUGUAGGAACUGUAGAAGGCAUUCGAGUUACGAAAUUAAGCUUAGUGGUCUUUGAGUCAAUUAGAUGUUAUUGUCGGGGCUGGAUCAUGACAUGUAAAUGAACUGCUUGUGUUAACGGACUAGUUGUGUGCUUUGAUGAGUUUAUCCAACUUUCUGAUACAUAAAACUCAGCUUUUGCUUGUUUUAUGCUGAACUUAUAAUUCAGCCUGCAAUCAACCUUCAGUAGUUUGUUGUAUUAUGCUGUUUGGUAUGUUCCUCGAUUCUGUUAUAAAACCUGAUCUUUUAAGGUUAAAAAACAUACUUCAACGCGAUUCGUAAUAAUAUUAUUCGUGUUUGUUGCCUUUA